Vigna umbellata (rice bean) is the source of this 1195-nucleotide messenger RNA. RefSeq names its product prohibitin-1, mitochondrial-like. The record is from RefSeq and is a predicted model, not a curated record. Gene Ontology annotation, biological process: mitochondrion organization. Gene Ontology annotation, cellular component: mitochondrion; membrane. NCBI's taxonomy places the organism in Eukaryota, Viridiplantae, Streptophyta, Magnoliopsida, Fabales, Fabaceae.
AAUGAAACCGUACCUACAGACAGUGGUACUAAGUAUUGGUCUUCUUCUCUUGUCUAAGUCCUAAAACCCUACAACGAGUUAGUUCAAUAACUCGCCACUCAGCUGAAAGAAUCUUCUGCAGCCAUUGUCUGCAAGAUGAAUUUCAAAAACGUGAAUGUCCCUAAGGUUCCUGGUGGCGGAAUCGCUGCUUUGCUGAAAGCUAGCAUCAUCGGUGGGAUUGCUGUGUAUGGAGCUGCAAACAGUUUGUACAAUGUUGACGGAGGUCAUCGAGCCAUUGUGUUCAAUCGCAUUCUUGGUGUCAAAGACCAGGUCUAUCCUGAAGGGACACAUGUUAUGAUUCCUUGGUUUGAGAGGCCUGUGAUCUAUGACGUUCGUGCACGACCUCAUUUAGUAGAGAGUACUUCAGGGAGCCGUGAUCUUCAAAUGGUGAAAAUUGGACUUAGAGUCCUUACACGCCCUGUUCCAGACCAAUUACCAACAAUUUAUCGAACCCUGGGUGAGAAUUAUAAUGAAAGGGUGCUGCCUUCUAUUAUACAUGAAACUCUCAAAGCUGUAGUUGCACAGUACAAUGCCAGUCAGCUCAUUACUCAGAGAGAGACCGUCAGUCGAGAAAUAAGGAGGAUAUUGACUGAGAGGGCCUCCCAUUUUAACAUUGCUUUGGAUGAUGUGUCAAUCACAAGUUUGUCAUUUGGGAAGGAAUUUACAGCUGCCAUUGAAGCCAAGCAGGUUGCUGCUCAAGAAGCUGAGAGAGCUAAAUUUGUUGUUGAAAAAGCUGAACAAGACAAAAGAAGUGCUGUUAUUAGAGCUCAGGGUGAAGCCAAGAGUGCCCAGUUGAUUGGUCAAGCUAUAGCCAACAAUCCUGCAUUUAUCACCUUAAGGAAAAUUGAAGCUGCAAGGGAAAUUGCUCAAACGAUUUCAAAUUCUGCCAACAAGGUUUUCUUGAAUUCAGAUGAUCUCUUACUCAAUCUCCAGGAGUUCAAUUUGGACGCCAGUGGGAAGAAGAGAUAGUUGCGGGGCUGAAUUCACUUCAUUACUUUAACUUCUUUUUCCUUGUACCCAUAUUCAUUUUCACCUGCAUUUGCGUGUUAUCAACUGUUCAAAUAUGAGAUUGUCACAAACAAAAAUGUUGAUAAACUGGAUGGUCAUAAUCAUUAAAUGGAGCAAGCGAGAUAAAGGAGGUUCAAUCAGGUUUUAA